Dioscorea cayenensis subsp. rotundata (Guinea yam) is the source of this 2637-nucleotide messenger RNA. Its product is annotated as cullin-4. Gene Ontology annotation, biological process: ubiquitin-dependent protein catabolic process; protein ubiquitination. Gene Ontology annotation, molecular function: ubiquitin protein ligase binding. NCBI's taxonomy places the organism in Eukaryota, Viridiplantae, Streptophyta, Magnoliopsida, Dioscoreales, Dioscoreaceae. The coding region runs from base 97 to 2541 and encodes 814 amino acids. The record is from RefSeq and is a predicted model, not a curated record. Gene Ontology annotation, cellular component: cullin-RING ubiquitin ligase complex. The transcript has 17 exons.
UAUAUAUCUUUCACCGUUCGCCCUCAUCCCCUUCUCCCGAUCUCGCCCACAUCUCCGCCGUGAACGCUGCCGGCGACGCGCAAGGAUGCGCGAUUGAUGACUCACGGGAAGCGGUCCGCCUCCAGCUCUUCCACCGCCACCGCCGCCGCCUCUUCCUCCUCGUCGCAGCCCAUGAAGAAGGUCAAGUCCCAGCCGCCUCAAACCGCACCCGUCGAGCGCGAGAAGAACGGGCUACACCCGGCGACCAUACAGGAGGACGAGGAUGCCAUGCUGGUUGAUCAGGAUGAGCUCAAGGAUGCGACUUCGGCUGCCAACGCGACCACUGGUGUCGCCGCGAAUCUAUCUAGGAAGAAGGCCACGCCGCCGCAGCCAUCGGCGAAGAAGCAGCUGGUUAUCAAGCUUGUGAAAGGUAAGCCGACAUUGCCUGCUAAUUUUGAAGAAAACACAUGGGCAACAUUAAAAUCUGCCAUUACUUCUAUAUUUUUGAAGCGGCCUGAUCCUUGUGAUUCUGAAAAGCUCUAUCAGGCUGUCAGUAACCUUUGUCUGCAUAAGAUGGGGGGAAAUCUUUACCAACGUAUUCAGAAGGAAUGUGAAGUUCACAUAUCAGCAUCACUUCAGUCAUUGGUUGGCCAGAGCCCUGAUAUGGUUGUUUUUCUGUCACUAGUAGAAAAAUGUUGGCAGGAUUUUUGUGAUCAGAUGUUGAUGAUCCGUGGCAUAGCCUUAUAUUUGGAUAGGACCUAUGUCAAGCAAAAUCCAAAUGUUAGAUCAUUGUGGGAUAUGGGCUUGCAAUUGUUCCGUAAACACCUCUCCCUGUCUCAAGAAGUCGAGCACAAGACUGUUACUGGUCUUCUAGGAUUGAUUGAGAAGGAGAGAUUAGGUGAAGCAAUUGACAGGACACUGCUUAAUCAUAUUUUGAAGAUGUUUACUGCCUUAGGAAUUUAUGUAGAAAGCUUUGAAAAACCCUUUUUGGAAUGUACGUCUGAAUUUUAUGCAUCUGAAGGUCUGAAGUACAUGCAACAGUCUGAUGUUCCAGACUAUUUGAAACAUGUGGAGCUAAGGUUACAUGAGGAGUAUGAAAGAUGCUUAAUCUACUUGGACACAAAUACAAGAAAGCCACUAGUGGCAACUGCGGAAAAGCAACUCCUGGAACGGCACACUUCUUCCAUUCUUGACAAGGGGUUCACAAUGCUUAUGGAGGCGAACCGUAUUGAAGACCUUCAAAGAAUGUACACACUAUUCUUAAGGGUUAAUGCUCUUGAGUUACUGAGGCAAGCCCUCAACUCAUUCAUCCGUGGUACUGGACAGAGCCUUGUCAUGGAUGAGGAGAAAGACAAAGAUUUAGUUUCCUCUCUAUUAGAAUUUAAGGCAUCUCUUGACAAAAUAUGGGAAGAAAGCUUUUCCAGAAAUGAAGCUUUUUCAAAUACCAUAAAGGAUGCAUUUGAGCAUCUCAUCAAUCUGCGUCAGAAUAGACCAGCUGAACUGAUUGCCAAGUUUUUGGAUGAGAAGCUACGUGCUGGUAACAAGGGUACAUCUGAAGAAGAGUUGGAGAGUACACUUGAUAAAGUUUUGGUUUUAUUUAGAUUUAUUCAAGGUAAAGAUGUUUUUGAGGCAUUUUACAAGAAAGAUCUUGCAAAAAGGUUGUUGUUGGGAAAAAGUGCCUCUAUAGAUGCAGAAAAGUCGAUGAUUUCAAAACUCAAGACUGAGUGUGGGAGCCAAUUUACUAAUAAACUUGAAGGGAUGUUUAAGGAUAUUGAGUUGUCGAAAGAGAUAAAUGACUCCUUCAAGCAGUCAUCCCAGGCCAGGACAAAACUUCCAACUGGUAUUGAGAUGAGUGUUCAUGUUCUAACAACAGGGUACUGGCCAACAUACCCUCCCAUGGAUGUUAGGCUACCUCAUGAACUCAAUGUGUAUCAGGACAUCUUCAAAGAGUUCUAUCUGAGUAAGUACAGUGGUAGAAGGUUGAUGUGGCAAAAUUCCUUAGGCCAUUGUGUUCUAAAAGCAGAAUUUCCGAAAGGUAAAAAGGAAUUGGCUGUAUCAUUAUUCCAGACUGUUGUUUUAAUGUUGUUCAAUGAUACACAAAAGUUGAGUUUUCAAGACAUCAAAGACUCAACUGGAAUUGAUGACAAGGAACUGAGGAGAACUUUGCAGUCACUUGCAUGUGGCAAAGUUCGUGUGCUCCAGAAGAUCCCAAAAGGAAGAGAAGUAGAGGAUGGUGACUCAUUUGUAUUUAAUGAAGACUUCAGUGCUCCUCUCUAUCGUAUUAAGGUGAAUGCGAUCCAGAUGAAGGAGACAGUAGAAGAAAACACAAGCACCACUGAAAGAGUAUUCCAGGAUCGUCAGUAUCAGGUCGAUGCAGCGAUAGUUCGUAUUAUGAAGACAAGAAAAGUGCUUAGCCACACACUUCUAAUAACCGAACUAUUCCAACAGCUCAAGUUCCCGAUAAAGCCCGCAGACUUGAAGAAAAGGAUAGAGAGCCUCAUCGACAGAGAAUACCUGGAACGGGACAAGAACAAUCCGCAGAUUUACAAUUACCUGGCUUAAUCAUCUAAAGGCACAAUGUACCUAAUGCUCUCCGCUUGCAAAUAAUGCGGCGAACUUCUUGAGGUUAUGCUUGAUGAAAAUAUGGUCUCCGAAAAA